Messenger RNA from Carassius auratus (goldfish), 5478 nucleotides. It is a transcript of the gene lmln, whose product is annotated as leishmanolysin-like (metallopeptidase M8 family). The record is from RefSeq and is a predicted model, not a curated record. Gene Ontology annotation, cellular component: cytoplasm; membrane. The transcript has 17 exons. Gene Ontology annotation, molecular function: metalloendopeptidase activity. Bases 154 to 2151 code for a protein of 665 amino acids. Gene Ontology annotation, biological process: proteolysis; cell adhesion. NCBI's taxonomy places the organism in Eukaryota, Metazoa, Chordata, Actinopteri, Cypriniformes, Cyprinidae.
CCGUGUUCACGCUGCUCUGGGUUUAUGGGUGAAGCCGGUUUAAUGAACAGCUGAUUUGAAUUCUUCACGGAAAAUCUUUCAAUGUUAUACGGUAUUGAAGUGCUUUUAGCAGCAUGACAGGAAGGAGAUAUGAAUGUUAAAGUCACGGAGUGAAUGAUGGCGUCAGGAUGGCGGCAGCCUCGAUCAGUUAGAGCUGCUUUACUCUUUAACACCAUCAUCAUCCUCAUCAUCUUCAUCAGCACCGGCGCACAGACGCACACCUGUGACCAUAAAGUGCCCCUGCCAACAGAGGUCAUACAUAAAGUGUUUUUGAAGCCAGAUCGAUUGACCAAAAGAAGCACUGACCAGCAGUUAAAGAUCCAAAUAGAGUACGACUCCAGCUUGGAUGGGUUAGAUGAAGCCAAAAGCAGCCUUGUGAAGGAUGAGCUCCUCCCACAGGCUAUUGAUUAUCUCCAGAAGGCCUUCAGGGUUCGUAGACAGUCAGGUCCAAUAUUACUGAGCAGACAAUGUGCAACCAAUCAGUACCUUAGGAAAAGAGAUGAUCCACAUCGCUACUGUCAGGGACCAUGUGCAGACAUCACCAAGUGUGGCCCAGUCGUUGUCCCAGAACAACAUUUGCAGCAAUGCAGGGUUUGCAGUGAGUCUGGCAAGUCCUGCGGCCCCGCUGGUCCUCCUGAUGGUGAGGGGGUGGUGAGGGCUGAUUUUGUGUUGUACGUGAGUGCGAUGACCACAGAGCGCUGUGGACAAGAAAACAUCGUAGCCUAUGCAGCGUACUGCCAGCUGGAGUCUGAGCUGGACAGGCCCAUCGCUGGAUAUGCCAAUCUGUGUCCCAAUAUGAUCUCUACUCAAGCUCAGGAGUUUGAAGGGAUGCUGUCCACAGUCAAACACGAGAUCAUACAUGCCCUGGGGUUUUCUGCAGGACUCUUUGCGUUUUACCAUGAUGAUGAUGGGAAACCUUUGACACCACGUUCUGCAAGCGGUCUACCUGCAUACAAUGAAAGUUUAGGGUUGUAUCAGUGGAGUGAUAAAGUCAUCAGAAGAGCGACUCGGCUGUGGGACAUCCGUGGAGGCCACAUGGUCAGACACACGGUCCAUCUUCUGGCCACCCCACGUGUAGUUGAGGAAGCCAGGAGACAUUUUAAUUGCCCCAUUCUAGAGGGCAUGGAACUGGAGAACCAGGGAGGUGCUGGCACCGAGUUCAACCACUGGGAAAAACGUCUGUUAGAGAAUGAGGCAAUGACUGGAUCUCAUACACAGAACAGAGUGUUUUCCAGAAUUACUUUGGCCAUAAUGGAGGAUACUGGGUGGUACAGAGCCAAUUAUAGUAUGGCAGAGAACUUGGAGUGGGGAAGAGGUUUGGGUUGCGACUUUGUGAUGAAAAGCUGUAAAUUUUGGAUAGACCAACAUCGCCAUACGAGGCCAACCCUGAGCCCGUACUGUGAUUCUGUGAGGAGCGCACCUCUGCAGCUCACCUGCAGGCAGGACCAGCUGGCAGUGGCCGUGUGCAACCUGCAGAAGUUUCCUCAUGCGCUUCCUGCAGAGUAUCAGUACUUUGACCUUAUCCCUGGUGUCCCUGAGGAAGAUUUGCCAGCAUACGGAGGGGCUGUAGAGAUAGCAGACUACUGUCCUUUUAGCCAGGAGUUUAGUUGGCAUGUAGGUGGGGAAUACCAGCGCAGCUCAUACUGCAGGAUACAGGAGAACCAGCCAGCCACAUGGAGAAACUAUGGGGUGGAACAGUAUGGCCCGGGGUCAGUGUGUCUGUACCAGAAGUCACCAUUUGUAAUGGAGCAGUGCACCAAAAGAAUGACCUACCCAGACUGGGGCAGUGGUUGCUAUAAGGUGUCUUGCACAGCCCAAGGGUUGUUGGUCUGGGUGCAGAAUGAGUCCUAUCCAUGUGUUCGUACUGGUCAGGUGAUCAACGUGAGCAUACGAAUGAAUGGAUGGGUCUACAGUGGACAGCUCAUCUGCCCAACCUGCUCUGACUUCUGCAGUGUCUGCCCCCUCCCUCAUGAGAUCCCCCCUCAAAACACCACCAAGAGUGCCCACUUAGAUCCUUGUUCCAGGUCUUCUUGUUUGGUGGUGAGCUUAUGGCAGCUCUUGUUAACACUUACUCCACUGCUGAUCGGCUUCCUCCUUUGUGGCCGGGACUGAAUUUGUUCAUGGUUUAUUGGGUGAAAAAGUAGUCUACACUUCCAUAGUGUGGUCUGUGAUCUGAUAACUGUUCUCUCUUUGUGGCGGUGUGGCAUGUAGGUGGGAUUGAAAAGCCAUUGAUUGCACUCCUCCUUGCCUGGCUGUCAGGUGCCAGCGAGCUGUUGAUCCAAUGUGAAGCCAUAGUCAUGCAAGUUACGUUUAUGUAGGUGCUAAUUAAUGUUCUCUUUGUCUCUCUGAUGGACCUGUAGCAUUUUGGGUCAUGAAAUAGGCAUCUGGUUGAGAAGGAUGAGAGAUAUUCUCUCUGGUCUUCUGCUCAUGGUGCUUGGCUGUUGUUUUGGUAAAAUUACUUGCUGGCAAUGUUUUGAUCAGUGUAUAUCAGGUCAUGUGACUGACGAUGCUCGUGAUUUUGCAUGGAGAAGUGCAGGUGAGAUCUCUGUAAAGGUCCGUGCAAGUGCUGAUUGAAUUUUUUUAUUUAAAUUUUUUUUUUAAUAGAAAUUUGAAAGUUGCUGUUGUACAAGAUAACUCAGAAUGGGUUUAAACGUGUGAUUUUAUUAAUACAGAGAUGAGUUCAGAAGCCUGAGAUUACAUUAAACAUCUGGGAUUUUUUUGUAUUAUUACAGGUAAUGGUAAAUAGAACAUUUUUGGAUUUUUAGAUAUUUCAAAAAACAAAACAAAAGAAAGAUGUAUAAUGUAAAUGAAGAUAAAAAUGUCUAGGUCCCUAAAAGUUGGCAUUGAUCAUGGGUCUCUUUAUACUGACAGUCAGAUGUUCUUGCUUCCAUUGAAGCACAAGAUGCUCUUUGUAUCAUUCUCAAGUCAUGCUGGAGAACAUACGUUUACACACUCUCAAGUUCAAGAGCAGCUCCAGUCAGUUAUAUUUUACUAUCAUUAAAAUACCAUUGCAGUUUUAAUUUAUAUUUUGAAUUAGUUUUUAUUUUUUAUGUUUUGUUUUAGUCUUCUUGCUGUGAUCUGUGAUUUUUAUUUUAUUUUUUUAUUUCAGUAUUAGUUUUUAUUUUUAUUAUUAUACUAAGUUUAACUAAAUAAAAAAUGAAGAAUGUUAACUUGGCGACUAAAUAAAAUAAGUAUUUUUCUAUUAAUUUGAUUUCAAGUAACAACCUUUUUAGUUAACUAUAAUAACCCUGGCUCGACAACGGAUGACAAACCAAAUACUCAGAAAUUAAAACAUUUAUUUUAAUUUUUUAUUGAAAUGUUCACUCAGAUUGUGUUGAUAUUAUAUAAAUUCUAAGAGAUUUUGUAUUAAAUAAAAUUUUAAUUAGUGGUCUCAAAUGUGUGGACCUUGUUGUACAUGUGAGAUUUAGUUUAUUGCAGUUAUUUAUUUGACAAAACUGUCAUUCUGAUUCGGUUUACCUUGAAAUGUGUUGCCAGAUUUCGGUCCUAAAGGGCUGUCCUACCAAGGCUCCAGAUCUUUAUAGACUUUGUUGUCUUAUAACAAUCAACUCACUAAAAGCCCUUGAGAAAAGUGCUUUUUAUAGACCUUUAUAUGAGAUCAGAUGACAGCAGCAUUUUGAUAAGUAUCUUUUUUUUAUGAUCCUGUUAUAGAAUUUGUCAUGGUGUCAAUUCACUACAUUAGCAAGGUACAAUUAGUAGUGCUGACCUUUAUUUUAAAUAGAAAAUCUGGCACAGAUAUGCCAUUUAAAAAACUUUUGCAGGUGUUGCAAAAAAGAAGGUGUUGAUUAUUGUCCCGCUGAAGCCACAUUGUAACUUGCUUUGUUAAUGCAUUCAAAAUGUAGCCAAUAAUAAAAAAAAUGAAAUUGGGGACAAAUACCAAGGAGUUGCACUGUAUAUGUGAUUGUUUAGAGACUAGAUUGUUACUUGUGAUAGAGGACUAGUGAAGGUGUCUGUUAUGUAAUUUUCUGGUAUUUUACUUGUUCUUUUUUAUCUUAUAAUAUUAAAUGAGUAGAAGAUUUUAACCCUUUGCUGUUCAUAACUUCUUAGUAUUACAUUUUUUAGCUUCUUUUUGUUAGGUAAUACAAUGCUUUCACUUUAGGACACAGUAUUAGUUGCUGAGAGACAAACAUGGCAGCUUUAAAUACAACAUUAAUUUAGAGCCUUUACGUAUGGAAUGUCGUGUAAAUAUGUUUCUAUUGAAGUACUGACUGCUGAUGUGUUUAUUUUAUUUUGCAUUUUAAGCGUACUGUCUGAUGAAGAGAUUUAUUGUGAAAUAUGGAGCAAAUGAGAUUCCACAUUUCAUAGUGAAACACUAAAAUAUGGUGUGAUUAUGGUAUGAAUUCAUAUUUACUGUAUGUAUGUGGAGUUGGAGUUUAUAUUCUGAAAUGUUGGACUGAAUGAGUCUUACUGUUUUAACUGAAGGAGUUUUGUACUUCCAAUCAAACCUCAACUGAAAUGCCUUUCCUUUCAUGGUAUUUACUCAAGGACAGCAUGAGCAUAUCGUUUUAACAUUUUGUCUGAACAUAAUUUUUUAGAUUGAAAGCAAACUUUUGUGUUUUGCUCAUAGGAGACCCUUUUCUUGAAAAUUGUAAUCAUCACUGUGAGCAUUGACACUUAGUAGCAUUCAAACAUUUACAAACAUACAUAAUUUAUGUAAUUGUGCUUUUUCUGUUUAUAUAUAUAUAUAUAAAUAUCACUGUUAUACAACCUGUUUUCAUUAUUUGUGUUGUUGCUGCAUAAAUAGCAAUUCUUUAUAAAUUGUAACCUUGUAAUUUGACAAUGCUUAUAUUUGAAUGUCUCAUGUUAAAUCCUCAUGACCUCUUGUGGUCUUGAACCAUUUCAAUUGAGAUUAUCUUGAAAAUUACAGGAUAUUUGACAUUCUAAUCAAUUAUCAGAAGAAAUGUGAUAUUCUUUUUUGUUUGUCUUUUUUAUGUCCCAGUGUUGUGCAAUGACUUGUACUGCUUAGACCAAACAUUUCAUUAGAUGUCUUUGGGUGCCGUUUUCUUUAUUUCACUUAUUUUAUUUAUUUAUUAAUUAAUUUAAUAAAUGAUUUCUGAAUGUUUCGGUUGGAAAAUAUAGUAAUGUGUGGAAUCAGACAAACCAUCUCUUUUGAUAAAAAUUGGAUUCUACAACUAGUAAAAAUGCAUAUAAAUGACUAUUAUAAGAGAAUAACAUCCUACAGCCAGAAAUUGAAAAUGCCAAGCCAUGAGACUGUUGUAAGAAGACCAAAGACAAGUCUAUGCAGAACUAAAAAUCUACCACAUUAUCACACAUUAGUUUUUUCUCCAUGUUUUGUAUUGUAUAUGGUACAUCAGUGCUGUUUUAAUUAUACACAAUUAAAAGAGAUGUUAACAGUCAUCCUGUUGAGACAUAAUUUGCAUUGUUUACAAUUAUUUCCCCAAUAAAAUCAUUUAUGCUUUA